AUGUUGGAGAAGGUUUUGAAUCAAACAGCCGUGAAAAACAGCGACUUCUUUGCGAUAGCUAAAUCACACUUGGCUGCUCUGAAAUGCCAUCGGAAGUUGGAAAUUGCUCUUGAGGCCCAGCAUGAAAACCUCAAGCAGGUAUUAACCGAGUUACAAUCAUAUCAGCUUCGUUUGAAGAACUUGCAGCGGGUCAACGAAGAAAGUUUUCGCUACAUCGUAGACGCUGAUGUCCGAAAAUCCUCUCAGCUUUUGUACAACUACUUUACAUACGGCCCAGUCGAAGGUCUGGAGUGUAACGUUGUCGGUCAGGGUGGCCGAACGCCACAUAUAAACUGCGCCAUUACGUCACUGGCAUACUACAAGGCCCUGCACAAAAAGGUUGUCGAAGAAAAGAAUUUUCUUCUGACCCUCAACCAGACGUCACAACUGGCAAGCGAAAAGCCAAGAUAUGCGAACUGGCAGCACAAGUCACCUUUUGGCGAUGACCAGCCGAUCGCCAUCGACUUUGACAAAGAGAAGAGGUUCUUGAAUGCCCUCGCUCCUCUGCGUAAUCUUCAGCUGAAUGAACCCACUAAACCUAAGCUGUUUCCACGCAGCCACACUGACGCGGCUGAAUUGGCGCAGCGAUUUUGGGACAACAAUUCGUGGCCGUCUGUCAAUGAGUGCAAAGAACUGGAAAACUUCAAGGUCGAUCCGUUGGAUAGCUUCUUCCUAUCGCCGGAAAAUAAAGGCUUCGAGUAA
Molecule: messenger RNA, 741 nt
Organism: Soboliphyme baturini
Lineage: Eukaryota; Metazoa; Nematoda; Enoplea; Dioctophymatida; Soboliphymatidae
Source: the annotation of a GenBank genome assembly